AUGGCUUCCGUCAAAGAUAACACUCUGCUGCACCGACCGCGGCCUUAUCAGCUGGAACUAUACCAGCAAGCCCGUCAGCGCAAUAUUGUGGCCUAUCUGGACACGGGAAGUGGGAAGACGCUGGUGUCUCCGAAGAAGGUGGUCUUUUUGGUUCCCACCGUCCCGCUUGUAGCUCAGCAAGCAGCAAAGAUUAGAGAAAAUACGGACUUUGUAGUUGGCGAGUACUCGCGGGAAGAUAUUGUGUCGGUGGCGUACUGGGACAUUCGUGGAUGGUACUACGAGCUCUCUCAACGGCAGGUGCUUGUGUUUACUCCCCAGAUCUUCCUCAACAUCUUGACGCAUGGCUUCCUUAAGCUGUCGCGGGACGUGAGUCUGCUUAUCAUCGAUGAAUGUCACCACGCCGUAAAGCAGCAUCCUUACAAUCUUAUGAUGAGAGAAUUCUAUCACUCGAUACCAUCGAACGCCGAAAGGCCGAAAGUUUUCGGGAUGACAGCAUCACCGAUAUACCAAAAAACUAUCACUCGAGAUGAAUCAAAAUUCAGACUACAGGAACUGGAAUCGAAUCUCGAUUGCAAAGUCGUCACAGUCACAGACAGGAGCAGCCUGGGAGACUUCAUUCCUCGCGCGUCGGAAACAGUGGUGGAGUACUUGGAGUCGGCGGAUCGCGACUUUACGUACGCAAAUCCGGUGAAUGCAUUAGAGGAAGUGAUGCAAAAUCCGUCCCUGUCGCAGUCGACUCGGUGCUACCACUUUUGGAUGGCACGGCUGACGGAGGAGAUCCAGAAUUCCCGAGAUGACGAUGCGGCGGAUGCUGCCGAUCGAUUGGUCCGAAGCCAGGAUCAGAUUCGGUCGAUGAAGAUCGAGUUGGGACCUUGGCUCGCUGGCAAAGCUGCGCAGGAGCAAAUACGUGCCUUGUCGCAUAGACGGAGAGGGCAGGCAAAUCCAAAGGCACCCACGAAGGCAUCCCACGGUAGCGACGUCCUGGCUGCAGGGAACGAGACAUCGAAAUGGAGGAAUGCUUGCGCCGAAAUGCCAUCUCUAUCGGAAAUCACACAAAAUGAUAUCACGCCAAAGGUGCACACACUCCUUCGGCUUCUAGAAGAACGCGCUCAGAAUGCUACCGAAGGAGCAAGCUUCCGCGCUAUGAUUUUCGUCGAACGGCGGCUAAGCGCCAAAGUUUUGUCAGAAUUUCUGAACCUCGUGGCGACCACUCGCUUUCCAGUAGUCAAAUGCGCAUUCGUCACUGGCCACGGCGCAAGCAAAUCCGGCAAGACGGCCGGUCGUAGCGCGAUGAACGUCACAUACCAAAAGCGGACAUUUGAUCGGUUUCGAAAAGGCGACAUGAACACGUUGGUGGUAACCAGGGUGGCGGAGGAAGGGCUGGACAUUCCGGCCUGUAAACUCAUCAUCGUGUUUGAUAUCUUCCGCUCGCACACGGGGUAUGUGCAGUCCAGAGGCCGCGCCCGUGAUCUGGACGGCUCGGAGUACCUUAUCAUGGUCCAGCGGAACGACAUGCACGCCCUGCGGACCGUUGCGCGGGCCAAAGUGGCGGAAGUGAUGACGCAGGAUAUAGCCCAGGAACUGUCGGGACAGGCGUCGCAGCGGCAGAUCGUAGCGGGCGAGAUCACGAAAACGGAUAUAGAUGAUAAUACCACCGAGCUGCUCCUAGGGGCGUUCGAGACGCCGCUUAGGUCGAAAGCCGGGGCGAUAAUUUCCGCGUCGGGGGCAACGACGUUGCUUCAUCGUUACUGUGCCCUGGGGAGUUUGCAGCGGAAGGAAUUGGCCGCAUUCUAUUCGCUCGAAUUUGACCACCAGACGGGCACUGACAACACGACCGAUGGGCCCAAGUCUCCGUACGGCUACGCAUACGCCUUCCGUUUCCCUGCGUCGACACCCCUAUCAAACGAGGUCGUUUAUGGACCAAUCCGCGGAACCAAAAAGCUGGCCCAGCAAAGUGUUGCAUUGGCAGCCUGCAAGCGUCUAUACGAUGUCGGCGCACUGAACGAGCAUUUGCUGCCCAACCUGCAAUUUAAGAAGAAGCCCGGGGCCUUUUCUCUUCCAGCUCUUUUGCAAAAAUUGGCGGACGAAGAAUUCGGGGAUCUCUAUGUGUGGAUGGUUUUGCUUUCAAGGAUGAUGGCUUUGGCUCCGAACGCGAGUGCGGGAUCUACGGUGGAAAACAACGAGUUGCGAGUUGCGGCAGGGACCGAGGGAUAUGAUAGACUGGGGACAGUGUCAGUACAGGAACAGGGGGCCGCGUCGGUUCUAGAUGACGACGAUAAGGUUUGCGGACUGAAACGCAAACGAGUGGAUGGAGAGGAAUGGGCGAUAUCCAAGCGCCAGGCGGUGGAGAAGGCUUCGGCGUUCGACGUUUUGUUCACCCAACUGCAAAGCUUGGCUUCAAAUUCAGUGGGAAUUGAGAAUGAAACAUUCGAUCAGCGACCGGAGAUUCUCGAAAAGAUCACGACCAUUCUGAAAGAGCUAGUCAUCCACACACCGCAUAGCAACGUCAAGUAUACUAUCGAAGGCAUAAACCUCGACAUGCACCCCACUGCCAAGUUUGAUAAACAGAAGCUGGGUAACACCGUCACUUUCCUCGACUACGUCACGAAGCAAGGCUACACAGUGCGGCACCCUGACACCAGUGGCAUGAUCGAAGCCCGCCAUGCUCCGAACGUGCACAAUUUGCUGCGACCGAGCAAGCGGAUAACGCACGGGUUACCGCCCAAGGAGACUGCGCCUUCGACUCACAAAGUGUUCUUGGUACCGGAGGCGUGCAAGGUGUUGCCGUUCCCGCGAGAUAUAUAUCGCAUGGCGGAUAUCUUUCCCUCCAUUCUGCACAAGCUGGACGUUUAUUGCACGAUUGACGAGUUUCGGAAAAACAUCGGAUUGCCAGUGACGAAUGAGACUCUUUUAGCUGCGUUUUCGUCGCCCUCCGCGCAGGAGAUGAGCAACUAUGAGCGGCUUGAGACGCUCGGUGACUCGUUCCUCAAGUAUGCCGUGUCCAUGGACUUGUUCAAAAGGUUUGCGGAUGCGGACGAAGGGUUUCUGUCUACGCGACGGUCGCGCAUUGUGAGCAAUCGCAAUCUGUUCAAGAUCGCGUUGAAGCAUCGGCUUUUUGCCGUGAUGAACGUUACACCCUUCAACCCACGAUCGUGGGACGGGCACCCGUUCGCUAGUGCGAAAGGGCCGUGGUGGAGACAGAUUAGUCAAAAAAUGCUGGCUGAUUUCCUCGAAGCGCUCAUCGGUGCGUAUUACACGGACUCGGGGAACGAUGUGGCGUUGAUGUUUCUGCACCGAUUUGGUCUCGUUUCCGACGCGACGAAAGCUUCACCGGAAGGCCGUCAACCCUCCCUGUCACAAUACCGGACGGAGACCAUGGACUCUCUCAAGGCCGUUGAGCAGAACUUGAAAUACCGGUUUAACAACCGCAGUUUACUGAUGCAGGCGCUUACGCACGGGUCUGCCGUCGGCGCCGGUUCUUCCGGCUCGUAUCAGCGAUUGGAAUAUCUUGGAGACGCCGUCCUGGACUGGGUGCUGACGCGUUUUUUCUUCAACUCAUACCCGCAUCUCAGCCCGUCCGCGUUGACAGAUUUGCGCCAAGCCGCAGUCAACAAUGAGAGCUUUUCGCGAAUGGCAGCGCUACUCGAGCUGCACAAAUCUUUACGCCAUGAUGCCCCUGGCCUCCACGAAGAGAUUGCGACGUACGUCAAAUAUCUCGGCAGCCUCGAUAAGUCUGCUCACCCCAUCGAAACGGCAAUGGGCGGACCGAAGGUGCUGGGAGAUCUUUUUGAAGCUGUGGCAGGAGCAGUGUUCAUCGACUCUGGAUGCAACCUUGAAGUCAUGUGGACGGUGUUCAAGCCGUUAAUGAUUGACUUUUUGGAGAUCCAUGCCAAUCCGGAUGUGGUAACCAAGAGUCCGAUUCGACAACUGCAAGAAUUCUUCCAGAGGAGGGGCUUUGCAGUAAACGACGUCACUUACAGGUACGAGUCUCGCCUGGGGUCGACGAUUGCAUAG
This is a messenger RNA of Fimicolochytrium jonesii, 4014 nucleotides long. RefSeq lists its product as uncharacterized. Gene Ontology annotation, molecular function: DNA binding; ATP binding; protein binding. Gene Ontology annotation, biological process: RNA processing. Lineage: Eukaryota; Fungi; Chytridiomycota; Chytridiomycetes; Spizellomycetales; Powellomycetaceae. The transcript is spliced from 6 exons. Bases 1 to 4014 code for a protein of 1337 amino acids. The record is from RefSeq and is a predicted model, not a curated record.